AUGGCCACUUCACCGCCCGCUUCACCUGGGAAUCUUCCCCAGCGACCCAUGAGCGCCAUGGUGCGACCCGCUCCACGCAGCAACAGCCGUAUGAGCAUGAGCAGCAAAGCCGGCGGCGGACCAGGAGGUGGUGGCGGCGGAGGAAGCAGAGCUUCUGACGAGGAUGGCCGCACAGCUGUGCGCGUGGCCGUUCGAGUUCGCCCGCCCCUGAAGCCCACCGACCCGGGCUUCGAGCUCAUUCCCCAACGAUUCCAACGCUCCAUGGUCCAAGUGACAUCAGAUACAAACGUCGCCAUCGAUUCCCCCCAGGGCAAGAAACUCUUCGUCUUCGACCGCGUCUUCGGCUCCGACACGAGCCAAGAGGGUGUUUGGGAGUACCUGACCGACUGUGUCAAUGCCUUUAUCCAAGGCUACAACGUCUCGCUGUUAGCCUACGGCCAGUCUGGCGCUGGCAAGUCCUACACUAUGGGAACGUCCGGACCUUUGGAGCAGAGCGACCCCGAAGUUAUGGGCGUCAUCCCUCGAGCUGCCACGGCUCUUUUCGACAAGCUCGAGGGCCCGAGAAAACAGGCGAACCGAGGAUCCAUGUCACAACUCCGAACGCCACAUCGAUAUUCUGCGCAAGGCGCUUCUGGCAGCGCAGACAAGAAUUGGCAAUUAAAGGCGACAUACGUCGAGAUUUACAACGAGCAACUCCGCGAUUUGCUCAUCCCCGAUCACGUCCCGCAACACGAGCGAGUCAACGUGACGAUUCGUGAGGACGUCAAGGGAAACAUCCUCCUGACAGGCCUGCGCCAGGUGGACAUCAACUCCGUCGAAGACCUGAUGGCUGCCUUGAACUUUGGCUCGACCUUGCGCCAGACGGACGCAACAGCUAUCAACGCUAGGUCCUCGCGAUCCCACGCAGUUUUCAGUCUGAACCUGGUGCAGCGCAAGGGGGGCCUACAUAACCCACAGGGCGCUGACAAGCGUUUCUCCAUGCCAGUUGAGGCCAUGACUGGUAAUGAGAGCUGGGUGACGACCGACAGCAAGCUGCAUUUUGUUGACCUGGCGGGCAGUGAGCGGCUGAAGAACACCGGCGCUCAAGAUUCUCUUGGGGGGAACGCAGUGACUUACAUGAUUGCCUGCGUCACCCCAGCCGAAUUCCACCUCAGCGAGACGCUAAACACAGUCCAGUACGCGCAGAGGGCCCGAGCCAUCCAGAGCAAACCGCGCAUCCAACAGGUGGAGGAGGGCGACAAGCAGGCCAUCAUUGACAGGCUCAAGGCAGAGGUGACCUUCCUGCGCGACCAAAUCCGCAAUGCUGAGCGGGGUGGCGGCGACCGGCGCACACCCGCUACUGAAGGUGGGAGGUCCGAGCGGCAGAACGAGCGGGAGACCGAACUCCAGAACCAAUUGCUGGACGUCCAAGAGACCUACACUACCCUGAGUCAGCGACACGCGAAGCUUAUCGCUGAAAUGGCCAAGGCUAGGGACGCUGAGCAGGCGGACAAUGAGGAGAAUGACGAUGCGCUUGGGGACAGUGCCACGGAACGCCUGAAUCGCUCCAACUCCUUCGCCCAAGCUGUCGAGCAGGUUGUACUCGAGUACGAAAAGACGAUCCGAUCCCUCGAGCAAUCACUGUCUAGUACCCGCGGCACUCUGUCGAGCACAGAGACGAACUUGUUGGAAAAGGAGACCAAGUGCGCUUACGUCGAGACGAUCAACACCCAGCUCCAGGCCCGGCUCCAGAAGUUGAUGGAUCGAGAGGCCAGCACUGAAAACUACCUGCACGACCUGGAGGCCAAACUUGACGGCCACACCUCGGGCGAGGAGAAGAACGCAACGAUUAUCAUUGAGCUGCGAAAGGAAAUCUCGCGCGUCCGCGAGAAUGAAGCGUCCUGCGAAGACUACAUCUCGACGUUGGAGGAGCGCCUGGCCGAGGCGGACCAAGAUGCGGAGCUGAUGCAACGUGAGAUCGACCGCCUGGAACAGGUCAUCGAGCGCCAGCGAAGUCUAGGAAAGCUCGAUUCUCUGCUUUAUGAGCUAGAUCACAUCCAGAGCGACAACAAGGUGCCAGAGCCUCAGGCAGAGACUGCGAACGGUGUCGGGCAUCGUCGCCAAUUUACCAACCACUCGCGAAGCCAGUCCCACGUUAGUCGUGUCAGCCACCAAGACGCCAUUCCCGAGAUCGAAGAGGAGGAGAGCCAGGUUGACGACGACGUCGACGCCAAGACGAUCGAAAAUGCCAAGGACACCUCCGAAGAUGAAACGCCUAGUGCUGAGCACGACGGCCUCAAAGCGGAGUAUGACGACUACUCACCACCCAGCCCUGCUCAGACCAAAUUUGUGGCGGAUAAGCUUGAAAAUGUGACACAAGAGCUCUUUGAUCUUCGCGUGGAACAUGAAAGCACCGUCAACGAAUACAGUCUUCUUCACUCUCGCUACGAGGAGGCUGUCCGCGCUCUCAGGGAGCUGCAGGAUACCGUCGACGAAUCACGACACCCCCACCGCAACGUUCGCGACUCCGUUCUGUCGGUUGUAUCACCAACGGAGACCAGACCAUCAUCCUUCACGUCCGAUGCGCGAUCCAACGACCACAAAGAGCACGGGCAGUACGCAUCUUCGCGCUCCUUGUCCUCGGAGCUUUCCUCUGCCAUGGAUUCCCCGACAACUGUCGACACCUCUGAUCUCGACGCUGAGACGGCCACUCUGAAGCCUCAGUCCGAAUUUCUGCCGGAGACCGAAACAGAGCCGGUGCCUGAAAGGUCCGAUAUCCAGGUCGAGGACCAUGCCGAGACGACGAGCAUCAAGAGCGACAUCGAACCAAAGAUGACUGCAACCGACUCGACACAACAGGAUCUCCUGAAUACAGAACUGGCCCGGCUGAAGACCCUGUCUGCGGAAAAGGAGGCUGCAGAGAAGGAGUUGGCUGACAAGUAUGCGCAACUUGAGCAGAAGCAUCAAGAUGCUCUAGACAUGGUCGAGGAGCUCAAGACAGAAGUCGCCCAGGCCAAGGCUGCCGAGGCUACAUCCCCGAGGGCCAGCCAUCCCGUCAUCCGCCGCAAGUCGAGCCAGAACGUCAUGAUCAUUGACCGCGCCCACCGCUCAUUCGCCUCGCUCCGAAAUAUUGCAACAGAGAACUUUGAAUCCCAGCCGGAUGUCAUGCAGAACUUUGAGCUGAACCUCAACUCUGCCAUACAUGAGUUGCAUGCUCGAUCAGAGAGGAUUCAAGAGCUGGAGGCUGGUGUUGCCGCGGCAAAGAGGGAGAUGGAGACUAAGAUGACCAUCAUCUCCGGCCUGACGCGAGAGCGGUCCAGCUUGAAGGCCUCGCCCAUGGACAUGUCUGUUGUGUCCACGCUCAAGAAUCAGUUGGAGAGGAACGAGUCACAGAUGAAGGAGAUGAGAGAGGCGCACAGCGCUAGCGAGAGGGAGCUGCAUGCCGAAAUUGAAGCACUUCGCGCCGCUGUUAAAGACGCUCCUGCGACAUCAGCUCCGACUGUCUCUGACGCAUCGGAGGCCGAGACAACCCGACAAGUCGUAGGAGACGACACUGAGGCAGACUCGUCCGAACAACAACCCCUCUCUACCGACACGGAGCGCAAGCUCAAGAGCCUUCAGGUAGAGCUGAGCAACUGGGAGACAAAGCAUAAGACUGCCUUGGACGCGAUGCAACAGACAGAAGCACAGAUGAAGAAGACGAUUGAAGAUCUGGAGAGCCAAAUCGCGACCAUCAAUUCUAAGGCUACCGCACGAACGGAUGCAGCGAGUGACGACGAAACGUUGGAGGCAGACGAAAAGCACCAAAGCUUGCUCAAGAGUCUUCGUGACGAGGUUGACGAGUACAAGUCGAUCAUUAGCACCAAUGCUAUCAAGGUGGCGGAUCUUGAGACAGCCCAUUCAGCUACCAAAGCCGAGUUAGAAGAGGCCAUCAAGACGCGUGAUCUGCACGAGAGUCAGUCCAACACCCACAAGCAGCUCAUGGAAAACCUCGAGAAGCAGAUUGCCGCGCACGAGCAAGCGUUGAAGACCCACCAAGAUGGCAUGCAGCUUCUCAAGGACAACCAUGCCAGAGAUCUCGAGGAAUUGAAGCAGGUCGAGCAGAAGGGCUACGAGGAGCAGGUGGCUGUGCUUAUGAGCGAGCAAGCUGAGAACAUCCGGGUUCUGGAGUGCGAGCUUGACGACGCCCGCGAGGAUCUCAUGAAGGUUGCCACCCAGGUCGCGUUUGCUCUCGGACUCGACGUUAGUGUCGAGAAGAUCACAGAACGCAUCGAUGAUCUGAUUGCUGAUCAAAAGGCGCUUGCGGAGGAGCAAAAGAAGACGGGAGACCUGGAGCGACAGGUUUCCGAAUUGACAGCCAUCAACGAGAGCGCCGUGCGCGAUCUUGAGCAAGUCAAGGCAACCUUGUCUGAUCUUCUCACUGCCAAGGGUGAGACUAUGAGCAUCCAGGGCUCUGUUACCGAGCAGAUGUCUGCCCUGCGUAAGAAGAUGGCCGACCUUGACUCGAGGAACAACAAGAACUCGCGUCUUGUCGAGGAGCUGGAAGACCAACUUCAGUCAAACUUUGACCAGGCUCAGAUCACCAACAACCGUCUUUCAGUCUUGCAGACCGAACGCCAAGCCCAGCUUGAGGAAGCCACUGCCGCAAAGACCAGGAUCGAGUCAGAGAUGGACCGUCUCCGCGCCGAAUACCAUGCUCUCCAGAACAAAUACGAUGAAGUUGCCACGGCCUCCGGCCAGCAGCCCCAGAGGGCCAACUCCCUAACGAACAGCAACCUCCGCAAGAGUGCUUCCGUCGCAUCUCUGCCAUCUCCGCCUCCCGCGAUCCCCCUCCCUCCUCUGCCCGGAUCCAACGCCCAGACCAGCCCGACAGUACCCAACACGCCUACUGGUGGACGGCCAGGCAGCAAGGACCACAUGGGAUCUCUCAACCAGAUUCAACAAGACCAGGAGGCUCGCAUCCAGACAAUCGAGAAGCACCUCGACGCCGAGAAGCAACUCACCCAGACGCUCGAGGAAGCUCUUACCGACCUCGAGAAGCAGUCGAACAAGGUCAAGGCGGACUGCGAUGCCUGGCGCAAGCGGUGCCAGCAGCUUGAGGGCGAACUCAAGGAGCUCAAGGACCGUCCCGCUCCCACGCCGCAGCCCGACAACCGGUGGAGCUUGCACGCGGUCGAGGAGGAGCGCAAGAAGCGACAAGCGGCCGAGGCAGCGCGUGCGCACCUCGAGGAGCGCAUGAACGCGAUCAACAAGCAAAAGAAGAAGAAGGGCUCGCUCAACUGCUUCUAG
Molecule: messenger RNA, 5268 nt
Organism: Verticillium dahliae VdLs.17
Lineage: Eukaryota; Fungi; Ascomycota; Sordariomycetes; Glomerellales; Plectosphaerellaceae
Product: chromosome-associated kinesin KIF4B
Exons: 4
Coding region: 1-5268 (1755 amino acids)
Biological process (GO): microtubule-based movement
Molecular function (GO): ATP binding; microtubule binding; microtubule motor activity
Source: RefSeq, a predicted model, not a curated record